Zygotorulaspora mrakii is the source of this 3627-nucleotide messenger RNA. RefSeq names its product Kip1p (gene KIP1). The record is from RefSeq and is a predicted model, not a curated record. Gene Ontology annotation, cellular component: spindle microtubule; nucleus. Gene Ontology annotation, biological process: mitotic spindle assembly; microtubule-based movement. Gene Ontology annotation, molecular function: ATP binding; plus-end-directed microtubule motor activity; microtubule binding. The transcript has a single exon. Bases 1 to 3627 code for a protein of 1208 amino acids. NCBI's taxonomy places the organism in Eukaryota, Fungi, Ascomycota, Saccharomycetes, Saccharomycetales, Saccharomycetaceae.
AUGCCUCUGAUUGAUCCUUGCGUUCGAUACUUUAGCUCAACUCUUGCGUGUUGCCGUUAUAUUCAUAUCUUACAGCUCAGUUACCCGUACUUUAUAUUAUUGGCGGCUGUCGCGCGUAAACAAAAGAAUAACAUACAAGAGAAAGAUGCUUUAUCGUUCAGAUUAAUAAAAAAAUACUCAACAGGACGACUUCAAAUCACGGAGAUAUUCUGUAUGUCAAAUUAUAACCAGCCCGUGGUGCGAAGGUCUACUUAUGAGCCGCUGCGCAGAAGACUGCAUUCAAGGCCUUCGUUACCGCGUUCAGCAACGCAACCUCCCACAGACUCACAGCAACAACUGGGAAUAGACGGGCAUCAAGAUCAAAAACAUCAAGGCCAAUUACCAGUAAUGGGGUCAAACAUGCGAGUUUAUGUUCGUUGCAGAUCCAGAAAUCAGCGAGAGAUAGAUGAGAAGAGCUGCGUUGUAAUAUCAACAAUGGGCGCUAAGGGUAAAGAAGUUGUAUUGUCCAAUGGGCCCAAUACGCUCUCUCAGUAUAAGAAGACUUAUAUGUUCGAUCAGGUUUUUGGGGCAGAGAGUGAUCAGGAGACAUUGUUUAACUCAGUCGCACGUAGCUAUAUUCAUGAAAUGCUUCAAGGAUACAAUUGUACUGUAUUUGCGUACGGGCAAACCGGCACAGGAAAAACGUACACCAUGUCUGGCGAUAUAGUCAUUUUGGGGGACUUGGAAUCGAAGGAUAAAAUAUUGUUGGGAGAGCAUGCUGGCAUUAUACCGAGGGUUCUUGUGGAUCUUUUCAAACAACUCUCAGAGGAGAGUAGAGAAUAUUCAGUGAAGGUAUCUUUUCUAGAGCUUUACAAUGAAAAGUUGAAAGAUCUCUUGGCAGAUGGUGAUGAAGUUGAGGAAAAAAUUCGUAUAUUCGAUAAUAAUAUGGGAACCCAGUACAGCAAACAAAAUAGCUCUAACGGUAAUAAUCACAGCAAUGCUGCAAAUGGGAAUGGCAGUAGUUUUGCCAAUUCGUCAUCCUCAAUUAUGGUAAAAGGAAUGGAAGAAAUAUAUAUCAAGUCAGCAAACGAAGGCUUACAACUUUUGACGACUGGUUCUUUGAAAAGGAAGGUUGCCGCAACGAAAUGUAAUGAUUUGUCUUCAAGAUCUCAUACUGUGUUCACAAUAACAACAAAUGUUUCAAAGACAGAUCCGAUAUCUGGUGAACAAUACAUCAAGAUCGGAAAAUUGAAUCUUGUCGAUCUGGCCGGAAGUGAGAAUAUCAACAGGUCUGGAGCGGAAAAUAAAAGAGCGCAAGAGGCAGGCCUAAUAAAUAAAUCUCUUCUGACUCUGGGUCGUGUUAUAAAUGCUCUGGUAGAUCAUUCACAGCACAUACCGUACAGAGAAUCCAAAUUAACAAGAUUGUUGCAAGAUUCUCUGGGAGGAAAGACCAAGACUUGCAUAAUAGCUACCAUUUCACCUGCUAAAAUAUGUAUGGAUGAAACUGUGAGCACUUUAGAGUAUGCCACUCGAGCGAGAUCAAUCAAAAAUACUCCACAAAUAAAUCAAUCGAUGUCUAAGAAUUCGUGUAUCGUUGAAUACAUACACGAAAUAGAUAGACUAAGGCACGAACUUAAGGCAUCCAGGCAAAAGGAAGGUAUGUAUAUUACUGAAGAUCAAUACGAUUUAUAUGAAAGUAAUGGAAUUUUGGUCGAAGAGCAAAAGGUUAGAAUUCAAAACAUGGAAGAACAAAUCAAAAAGUUCAAAGAGAAAUAUGUGGAGCAAACAGAUUUGAAUAAAAAGACUGAAAAAAGACUGAUAGAAUCUGAGCUGGUACAAAGCACUUUACAAGAACAAAAAAGGGAAAUUUUGCACACUUUUAAUCUCUAUCAGGCCAGUUGUAAGCAUUAUGCAGAAAAGGUAGGCGAAAUUCACCAGCGUAACUUGAGACUAAUACAUGCAUUACAGUUAGAGCGUAAAAAUAUUCAUGAAGCGUCCAUUGACGUCAGUAAAAGCAUAAGUGAAACACUUCAAUUUGUUAAUCUCAAAGCCGCAGAACUGAAUAUUCUCAAUACCAACCUAGAGUCACAUACAUUGACAUUUAAAAAAGCCUCCACCCUGAUUCUAAAGGACAUAAAAAAUGCAUUAUGCGAUGGAUCUAAAACUAUCAAUAAUGAACUUAACUCCAUUGGUUUUAGCAAAUUCAUCACGCAAAUUCAAGAGAUGCAUACUUCUUUAUCAAAUGCAAUUGAGAGUUUUAAAAAGACUCCGUGGAAUAAAGAAACAGACGUUAUAUAUGCCUGUCAUAGGGAAAAAAUCCUUGCCUGCUACGAAACAAUCAAUGAAUAUCAUAGACUAAUAAAAAGCUCAUUCGUCGAGUUACUGAAAAAGAUACAGCAGGGUUCCAAAUCGAGCCUCACAAACGUUCUUCAAGUUGGUUUAGGCGAUUUGGAUAUAUUUUUAAAUAUCAUACUCGAACAGAGAAAAAAAUUAGACCAGUUGGAGCAAGAAAUAUCUGAUAAUAAAGUGAUUAUCCAGAAAUCAGAAGCUUUCAAUCAGCAGUUUUACCAGUAUUUCCAAGACCGACUUAAAACCGAACGCUCAAACAUGUUUAGAACAAUAAUAGAGUCUAUUGAACAAACAGAAAGGCAGCAGAUGUCAUCGGAUGAGGAACUGCUCUAUAGUGCUACUAAUAAAAUCCAGAAAUAUCAGCACGAGCUUUUAGAACAUCAGCAAGACAAUAUUAAGCAGAUGAGUCACCAUGGAUCAGUUUCACUCAGCACGUUGAAAGGACAACUCGAUCACGUUAUUGGGAACCUCCAUAAAAUAUCUCGAGAAGAAACAGAUUCUUUAGACCAACUUUUCCCCUACGAUUUCAUUUCCGAAUCGUUUCGAAACCUUGAGAAGAAAAUUUCCUCGGAAUUCAACGAAGAUUCGUCUCAGAGAUUGUUAAAGCUAACGGAUGGUUUAGAGUCAAUCAUUACCUCAAAGUGCCGUGACCUAGAGUCUGAAGUGACAGGUAUUGUAGAGAAGACUAAAGUUGGAAUGAAAAGGGAAACCAGUAAUAACAAAGAUCGUUUACAAUCUGUAACACGAGCGGUAACAUCUAUAUUCGAACAUGUAUCAAAGCAGUAUAAUGCGAACCUCAACGAAGUUUUGAACAAACACAAUAGCACUAUAAAAGAUUAUUCGAAGGAAACAAGGGAAAUGACGGGCACGUUACAAAAUACCGAGGACCUAGGUGGAAUACCUCAACCAAAUGAAUUGUCAGUUGAUGUAGAGAAAGAUAUUGCACCUGAUUUGCCAAAGCUCGAAAGCCCAAGAGAUUAUAGAAUUUAUGAGGAUAAAGCUGACUACCAGAAUGUAAUGCCUCAUUCCCCCGCUAGUGGUAGGUUAAUGUUUUGCCCAAGUACACCUCUUCCGAUCCCAGACCAGCCCCUACCUCGAGUUCUAGCUCCUAGGAGCAUAAAUUCAAAUGCGAAGAGAUCAAAUACGGUUCCAAUUGAAGUAAAAAAAACGCAGUUGGCAAGUACAACUUCAAACGAUCUCAAAAGAGGAUUUACCUCGGAAGGUAUAUCAGCACUUGAUAGUAAUCCAUGCAUUGGAGGGCCUCAGAUAAAAAAGUUACAUGUUAAACAACUUGAAUGA